Messenger RNA from Gryllus bimaculatus (two-spotted cricket), 6567 nucleotides. The record is from the annotation of a GenBank genome assembly. Lineage: Eukaryota; Metazoa; Arthropoda; Insecta; Orthoptera; Gryllidae.
UACAACCAUGGUGGUUACAACUCCACCUCAGCUGAUUUUACGAGUCUGCGCAAUCGUCGUCAGAGCGCGUUGUGGUCUCACUGGGAAGGCUAUAGCGGAUGGGAACAAGAGAAAUGGACCGUGAGACCAAACAGUAAACCACUCCAAGUGGGGUCGUGGAGUCCUGGUGGAGUCUACUGCUGAAGAUUGACUGGAGAGCGUUGGUACAAGCAGCUAGUAGUAUUGUAGCAAUCAUGAGCCAGGUUAUGUGUUUGCAACAAUGGGUUCUAGAAUAAGAGAAAAUGUCAAGCAGAUAUUUCAUUGUUUUUGCGAGGUAUCCUGUCCUCGACCGGGGGAAGAUCAUGCAAGAAUAAUUGAUAAAUUCCCUGAUGACUAUCAAGAGGAAGAAGUAUUGAAAUCAAUUUCUAAAUUCACAUAUCCAUGUGAAUUUGAACACACUGCCAUUCAGCAUUAUUCAUUUGUAUUUACUAAUGAGGAUUCUAAAUGGACUUUUGGGUUUUGCCGUCAUGAUCCUAAGACAGAUGCAGCUUUUGUUUUUCUAAGUUCUCUUCCAUGGCAUGACACAUUUUACAAAUUACUCAACCAGAUCUCAGAGGUGUCACAGUCAUAUAAUCCAGUAGAACAGAGAAAGUAUUUUCUUGAAGCCCUUUACAUAUGUGACAUCCCAACCAAUGGUACUUUAGUCAUUCCUUGGAAUGGUCAACAGACAUUUGUUAGUCGCUGUCCGAAUGUAAGUGAAUUGCCCAGUAUUCCUGAAAAUAGAAAUCUGACUGAAUAUUAUAGUGCUGCCGAUGCACACAAUAUGGCAGCAAUAUUUGCUUCGUUACUGCAUGAAAGGAGAAUAGUCUUUGUCUCUCGACGAUUGCCUCGUCUGUCAGCUUGUGUACAGGCAGCUGCAUCAUUACUCUAUCCAAUGCAUUGGCAGCAUGUUUUCAUCCCCGUGUUGCCCCAUCCUCUUGUGGACUAUCUUCUAGCUCCAAUGCCUUUUCUAAUUGGUGCUCCUGUUCCUGUCUUCCAAAGUAUAAAUAGAAGUGAUUUGGCUGAAGUAGUAGUUUUUGAUGCUGAUACAAAUACACUACAGUCUCCAUUUGAUGACCUUCAAAAUUUGCCAGCUGAUGUGGUGUCUAGUCUGCGUCGAGAGCUGCGUUCACAAGCCAUGCUGGGUGAUGGCAUGGCUCGGGCCUUCAUUAGGGCAUUGGUAAUGCUUAUUGGAGGAUAUAGAGAUGCUUUGCGAUUUCAUCCUGGGCAGCGUAUUACUUUCCACUCAGAUGCAUUUGUAGAAUCAAGGCCGUCACCAGUUCAACCCUUUUUGCGUAAAGUACUUCAGUUACAAUUAUUUCAGCAGUUUAUUGAAGAAAGGCUUGAAAUGCUCAAUGGUGGUCUUGGUUUCUCUGAUGAAUUUGAAAAAGAAAUUUGCCUCUACUCGGGUCGAAGUAGUUCCCGCCUUCGCCAACAGUACAAAGAAUGGAAACGCACAGUGCGACGUGAGGGUACAGCCUUCUUCAAGACAAUGCGCAACAAGGCAAAUCCUGCUAUGAAGUCAGCUGUCAAAACUGUAAGUGUGGCACUUGUAUUGUGCAUGUGUUCUGUGAUGCCUUGUAGUUUUUAUGAGAAAGGAGUAAAUAAUGUUGAAUAUUUCACUAUUACCAUCAUCCUUUCCUAAUCUCUUUAGCAAAAAUGCAACAGCUUUUAAGUGCUUUAAAACACAGGUGGUGAGUGCAUGGUAAAAAAUUUUGCGUGCUUGUAAACAAAAGCUCAUAACCGAAUUAAGUUGUUUGGUACAUCGUUUGGUGAUAUUAAUGGAUUCUGGACACAAUAUGCCACUCUUUGGCAUGUAAUAAAAUCUUGUAAGGAAUUAUCAUACUUGAGCUGCAGUGAAUAAAAUGUAUUAAUAGUGCCUUCCUUUCCUGAAAUAUUUAAUUUCCUCCCCUGACCUGUAAUGACUUUAUCAAGUAUUAUAGCUGUAAUUAGGAAUGUGGAUGCACAUUGCACUGAUGCUUCAUCAUUAACUCUCAGCAUUGGCUUUGCAUGUUCAUUACCUUUAUCAAUGAGCACUGCAUGUAUUGCAUUUUGCACACAUCAGGUUCGUGAACAUGGAAGAGAAGUGCGUGCAGCGUGUAAAGACAUCCGAUCUCGCUUGCGAGAUUCACAGCUUGAGAAGAAAAGUACAGCAGAUACAAAUCCUCCCCGGCCCCGUCCUCGCCUCAAAGCCACUGCCUCCUACAAAAGAAGGUGAGUAUGUAUUUUUACUUCAGUCUGCUUGAGAAGUUAUAUUUAAAUUAACAAUUGCAGAGAAUUUUAAGGUAAUAUCAUUGCUACUUAUUCAGGUAAUGUCUAGAUAUUGUCUGCAAUAUUUCAGAUGUAGGCUCAGAGCUUUGAAGUGUCUUAAGCAGCUUAAAUUUUGCGUUAUCACCAUACACUUUUUUUUGCUGAUAAGUAUUUGCUGUUGCAAAUGAUCCUAAAAUAUUGUGUGUGGUGUGGGUGAAUUCUAGUAUUAGAUGGAAUAAUCAAUCGUGAGCUAUUAAAUAAUUUAUGAUAUUCAGCAUGCAUUUUCUUUGUCUUUUUAUAUCUUUGAUGACUGAAAAACAAUUACAGAAAUUUGAAGUUUUAUUAUUGCUUUCAUAGUAAACAUGAAACGUUUAUGAACAAUAUAUAAUCAAAUUCAUCACCUUUUUUAAAAUGUAUUAUAAAAUGUCAACAAGAGCACAAUUCAGUUUAUUGGUCUCAGUCAUCUUCACUGUUUUAUCAUUGAAACUGACAUUGUUUUGUAGAAUCUGAACUGAGUGACUAGUGCUUGACUGAUGUCUCACUUUAGGGGUGUACAAAACUCUUUUUGAAUUUUCAUAUUCAUGUAAUUUUCAUGACAGAACGCAACUUUGAAAUCUUAUACAUGCAGUAUUUAUUUGAAAUGUUACACUAGUUGACCUGUAUUUCCUUUCUUGAAUAUUGAAUACAUUUAUCAAUUCAUUGAUGAUAUUAGAGGUACAGACAUUUAGUAUAAACCAGUAGAUAUUUAGCGUUCUUUUCACUUUAGGUAUUUGUUUCAAAUUUCUGGAUUUUAUUUUCUCACUUCUUUUCAUAAUGAAAUGUAACAUGUAUUAUUAUCUUUCUGUUUUCUUAAUCCAUCCAAACCUUAAUUUAUUGCUUAUAAGCAAAUGAAAAUGUAGCAUUAAAAUGCAAGUUGGCCCUAAUGCAAAAGAAGCAGAACAAGAGGUUUCAGACGGUGUGAUUCCUGUAAUGUAAUAGGAAAUUAUUAUUGCACAUCCAUCGUCAGUUUUUUGCAAUUUAUUCAGAAUACAAAGGUAUUUUUGUUCUCCAGCAUGCAAAUACUUAAUGUAAUCUGUGGGUAAGCAGUGUACUUCCAUCUUUUUGUGAAACUAAGGUAAAUGUUCUUCAUCUAUUAUAUAACCUGAAAUAAGGUUCUGUUUUAAAUCCUCUGAAAUGAAGAAGCAAGGGGUUAAUGAGAUAUCUAAUACAUGCCGUGACUUUUUAUUGUCUUGUAAUUAUUUACUUUAAAGCCUUUUUCUUAGUUUCGUAUCAUCUUUGGGAGACGAGAAAUGUUCUCUGUAUGUAUGUGUGUGUGUGUGUGUUAAAACACGUGACAUUUGUUUUAUGUAACUGCACUGUGGGGUGUUGUAGGCCUCUGCAUGUCACAAAAGCAGAGAGCCGCACCAGGAGUGAAAGUGCACCAGCAGCACCAGGAGCACCCCCAAUACCACCUGCACGAAGUUACCGACACAUUCCUGCACUUGACCACCAGGUGGCGGCUGCGAUGGCGUUGGCGGGGUCGUCGUCUUCCUCCGUGGCGACGUCGGCGGGGCCGGAGGAGACGCCGGCGCCGGCAGCCGGAAGCAGCUCGUCGUCCCUGACGGCGCCGUCGGCGGGCGGGCGCAGCGCGCGGAGCAGCGACGCCGAGGAGCUCCUGCGCGAGUACGGACUGGACUUCAGUGCGUUGCGGCUGCGCGCGGGGGCGGCCACGCCGGACGACGUCCCGUCGCUGCCGCCCACGCCGCCGUCGACGUCGCCGCCCUCGUCGCUGCCUCCCACACCCCCCGCCACGUCCCCGCCGCGCACGCCACCGCUUCCCGCGAGGCCCGGUGGCUAGCCUCUCCCCGCUCCGGCUUGUACCCGCCACGCCUGUCAGUAUUAGCGUCUCGCGGCCCACCCUCGCCGCCGCCGCCGCCGCCGCCGCCGCCGCCCCCGGCUCUCGGCCAAGUACGCGCGCACGUUAUUCCAUGCAUGUUUUUAUUCCUACCUCCGCGCGCUGCUGCCAUGCGUUUGAGCCUUCCUACACGCCGAGACCUCAGCGGCGUCUCGAUGGUGCGAUCACUGUCGUCAGCCAGCGCGUAGAUACUAAGUAAUGUCGAAAGUAGGGUUUGCUGUGCCUUACGAAUUCGACGUAUAAGCUUCCUCCCAGUGUAUGGAAUGUUGAAUUGUAGAAGAUGAAGUUACUACAGUUUUUUCACAUUUAGUGAACCGUUGCCACUGAGCGGAAUAUAGUAUUUAUAUAGUGUAGAGAUUUCUACAAGGAUGGCUUCCGGUUGGUGAGGCGUAAUGAAUUUGGUUAGUAUCAAUAUUAAUAAAAAAUUGUAAUUUUCAUUUGAAGUGAUAUUUCAUUGUUUCAUGUGAUAUUUAUUGUAUUAGUUCAAAUUACUUUUUAUUGCAUAGAAUCCAUUUGGUCGAGUUUUAUGAGAGAUAUUGAAAAGACACAAAAACUUAUCAUUGUUUGUGAGGGAAAUAUUUGGAGGAGAAAGUUGGUGCACUAUACAAAAAUCUUUAAGGUGUUAUGAGGAUUAUGAUGUGAUAAGACAAAAUAGUAUUUUCAAAAAAUGAAGAAGUGCCUUAAACUUUGUUUUUAGCACUACCAAGAAAUUUAUUGUCUCUAAUGUUUGUUUAGUUUGGAGGGAAAUGUGAAGUACAGAGUCGGUGUAGAAGCUGAGCCUAGUCUAUUUAAUUUUUAUAAUGAACUGUGUAUAUAGUAUGUGAUAGUCAGUUUUCUGGGAACUUAAUACAAAGUAAAACACAUUUGUUCAUAAAAAAAGUUCUCCAAUAUAAGAAGUAAAUCAAUGAGGAAAUAAAUUUAUUGAUGAAAGUACCAUUUGGCCUGAAAAUAAACCGCAUAUUUUAUCCAAACUUUGAAUGGAAAGGUCAGGUGUGUUCACAAAGAUCACAACCUUACAAAAAUUGGCUUUUACAUUAUUCAUCUCAGAUAUGCUGUUCCAAAUAAUGCUAAUUUCUAAUUUUUAACUCUACCCUUACACUUGUAACUUCAUUCUGUGGUCUUAAAAGCUACUCGCAUUUUAAAAGAAAUAGGUAGUAUUUCAUGUGUUCAUAACUUUAAAGUGAUAUAAUAAACAUUAUAAUAUCCUACAUAUUAUUAAUAUUUAUUCCUCUACUUAUAAGGUAACUUCAUCUUGUGGUGUUAUCUUUUUUCUCUCCUUCCUUGAAUUUUGGAGAUGCGGUGUAUUUUCAGAACAUUACAAAAAGUUUCUCUUGAAUAAAAGGUGCUGGUGUGUUGAUGGUGGGCCUUUACAGAUUGCUAAAGCACAAAAAAUCCAUUGUGAUAGUAUUAUUCAUUCUGAAAGAAGUUGAAGAAAAUGAAGCAGAACUUAUUUUAAAAUUCUUUUGUAAAUUUUUGUUUCCCUUACUUCAAAAAUGCUAUUGAAAUGAACUAUACAGUUGUUCUUUAUUGUGUGUUAUUUUUUUUGGUGUGCACAAACUUGGCAGGUGUUAGUAUUUUGUAAUCACAUAUAUUUCAAAUUUUUUCACUUCACUUAUUUUCGAUAUGAUUUUAGUUAAUUCACAAAAAAUUGUAUGAUUCAUUUUAAACUUUUUUUUUAAACCUUUUCAAAGAAAUCUUGGUGCGUUAAUCUUCUGUACCUUUAUUCAUGAAAUGGUUGUUGUUCCUGAGAUGUCUUCAAGUUCCUAGUCUUACUUUUGUGUGACUGAUAAUUAAUAUGAAUGCUGUUUUGUUUUAUUUUGGACUUGUAGGCCAUUUGUUUCAACUGUUUGCGUGUCAUUUUUAGUGGUUUGGCUAUAUGACAGUAUGUAUUGGAUACUUGUAUAGUACGGAGAUAGAUUUCUGCAGUGCAAUGCAUGGUGAAGGUAUUGUAGUUAACAAGAGUCCAGUAAGUUUUAUAGCUCAUUCAAUUUGUUGAAGAUUUUAUUGGUGAAAAAAUGUAAUUAUAAUUGAUCAUCAAAUUCUCUGCUUUCUUUUUUUAAAAGUACUGACAUUUUAUUAUAAAUUGGAAAAGAAAUUAAUUGUAUGAAUUACAUUCUUAUUUCAUGAAAAAAUAAUUAUACAUUUUUACACGUUUAGAUUGUCCUUGUAUAGUUUUGGUGAAAACAGUGCACUGUUUGUUGGUGAAAUUAGUUGGCCAGUUUCACUCACACCAGUGAGCAAACUUCUAUUCAGUGCACCAUACACUGCACUCUGGCUAUCUACAAUGAAUCAAGGAUGAUUAAACCUGUAUUAAUAUGUGUAUUUGGUCAUUUCAAGAAAUCUGUUCAGCUUAAAUUUGGAAAAAAUAUGCAUAAUUGAUCAUGUUUUUAAUAAAAUUAUUUUUA